Messenger RNA from Synchiropus splendidus (mandarinfish), 4566 nucleotides. RefSeq names its product protein Dok-7-like. The transcript has 13 exons. The record is from RefSeq and is a predicted model, not a curated record. Gene Ontology annotation, molecular function: protein kinase binding. Gene Ontology annotation, biological process: positive regulation of protein tyrosine kinase activity; neuromuscular junction development. NCBI's taxonomy places the organism in Eukaryota, Metazoa, Chordata, Actinopteri, Syngnathiformes, Callionymidae. Bases 1 to 1950 code for a protein of 649 amino acids.
AUGACGGAUACUGUAGUAUCGGAGGGGCAAGUCAAGUUCCGCGAUGGAAAGAAGUGGAAGUCUCGCUGGGUCGUCGUCCAGAAACCUUCUCCAGUGGCAGACUGUCUGUCUGUACUGGUGUACAAAGACAAGAAGAAAGGGAAGCAGAAAGCUGUCGGACGGAAAGAUCCUCUCAGCUUGACUCUGGAGGGGAUAUGUGGAGUUGAGCCCGGCCCGGGCUACGACGGCGUGUGCUACACCCUCUCCGUCCUCUGCCUCGCCCACACACUCAUCCUGGGCUUCCGCAGCCGGGAUGCGCUCCAAGCCUGGGACUCUCGACUCCGAUACAGCCUCGGAGAAGUCCACAGCUUCAGCAUCAACGUGGAGCCUGGUACCAAACUGCAGAGCGGGCCGGCCACGCUGCACCUCUGCAACAACCUGCUGACCCUCAGCAGGAGCCUGCCGCCCAUCGUGUUCGGAUAUUGGAAGUUAUCGGCGUUGCGGCGGUACGGAGCCGUGCCCAAUGGAUUUGUGUUCGAGGGAGGGACUCGCUGUGGAUACUGGGCGGGCGUCUUCUUUCUCUCCUGCUCUGAGGGAGAGAACAUAAGCUUUCUCUUCGACUGCGUCGUCAGAGGGAUCGCGCCCAGCAGAGUUCCACGUGGACUGCAGCCCGCCCUGCCAGAUCCCACUGCAGAUCCACUUGCAGCUGAAGAACGGAUUAACCAGGAGGCGUCGGAGCUGGAGAAGAGACUCAGCAUGUUGUCGACCUGCAGCCUGGCGAUCAGCGCUGCAUCCACCUACAGCUGCAGUACCUCGGUUGCCGGGGACGACCACAGCAGCAUCUCCAGCUCUUCCUCCAGCCAGUCGGACACCAGCUACGGAAAGAAACUGCCGUUCUGGGCAGAUCCCUUGGCGAAGCUGCACCUUUCCUCCGAAACGGCGUCCAGCUCCUCCACACUCAAGGCCAUGACCAGCUCGGACGACCGGCUGUAUGUGGCGGGCGGGUCUGUGACCCGACCUCCGUCCUCCCAUCUGCGAGGUCUUCACGACAGCGGGAGGCAGAGCUCACUGGACAGUGGUAUCGGGAUUGCAACGGGGAGCCAGUCGUCCUACACAGGCAGCGUUUCCUCCUGCACUGGGAGUCAGGACAUCACAAGUCACGCAGGAGGCGAGGAGUUCGGCUCAUUUGGCAGCUUACCUGCAGCCCCCCCGUCCUCACCCCCUCCUCCUCCUGCCUUCCAGUCCACACUCGCAACAUCGUCCUGCUCUUUAAGGUCCAGCUCCAGUGCAUCUCAGAGUCACGGUGAGGACUACAGAGUCCCCAGCCUGCUGGGCCUGCACUAUGACACCCCCCGCGGCGUGUCCCAGAGGGCCUCCGAAGCAACCCGAGGAACAGCAGAUCUGAGCGGCAGCAGGUGGAGGGGGGAGGAUGCAGUGGAGAGUCAGGGUCAGAGAUUACUCAGUAGCCUCACAGGAACCCAGCAGCUGCAGGCUGGGAUGCAGCGCUCGCUCUCCUGGGGCAGUGAGAGGGCGCCACCACUGGACCCAGAGAGGACCAACACUCUGUUCACUGAGGAACAUGAGAACUACAUCACGGCAGAGCAGUGGAGGCUGAGGAGUGGAGGCCUGCAGCAGGUGGGAUCUCCGCCGUCGUCCCCCGUGCCGCCGCCGUCUUCACCAGACCCGCUGCUCUCGCUGGCAGAGGAACGCAGAGAUUUGAGAGAGGCUGCCAGUCAGAGGAGGCCCCUGUCCCCUUUCCUGCCUCUCUCUCUGAGCACACACUGGUCUGCUGCAGGAAAUAGAGACCUCAGGCCUUAUGAAGAGAGCGACUCUGCCUACGUCAACAUCGCCAAGGUCAACACAGCGAUGGCAAACGGAUGGCUCUCCAGACCCCACAGUGCCAACAGAGGUGACCCGACGGCCAACUCCUCUGCUCUGCCGCCGCCAUGGAAACCUCGAACGACAAACUGACUCACCUGGAGAGUCGACGUCGCUACAGCCAUUCCUAUAUAAGCACUGAUCCAGCAGCUGCUGCGGAAGUCAGUCUUGUUUCUUUGGCUCAUUUCAUAGUCACUUAGAGCUAUAGGUGUUUAGAGAAAUGACCCGGUCUGUCAAAGGUCCGAUCGAGAGUGAUGCAGCGUCACAAAACAGUGCCCUCUAGCUGGCAGUCUCUAGUCUUUAAAUGAGACCUCAUCACUAGCGCACCAGGGUCUGAGCUUUGGACACAAGGCUUCGUGAAGCUCCAUCAGGCAACUGCCACCAGCGACGCCGGGGGGCGCUAUUCCUUGUCUCGUAGCAGCACGACUAGCUUAGCUUGAGCAGUUUCAGUGUUGACCCAGCUCCGUCUUUGGGAUCCCAAGAUGUUCCGGAGCCAGAGUAGAGGUUGCGUCUCAUUUCUCCUCAUCCUAAAGGAUCAAAAACCCAGUCCGUUCUCAGACUUCUGGCUCUGUGCCGAGUCUCUAGUGGACGGUAGAGUCACUCUGAGGAGGAGUAACUUCAACGCUUGAGGACACAGCAGCAGCUCUAGCUAUGACAGAAGAUCAAUACAGUGUUAAGCAUGUGGCCAUAAGGUCAGAGCGGAUGACUGUAUGCACAACUCUGGAGAGGAAGAACCACCACAGGAAAAUGGAGAUUCAUGACUCAAACUGAUGAUUUUUGCGCUGUUAUAUUCCAAUUUGCUUUCCUCAGGGUUAAGGCUACGUAUCAAACUGAAGGCCCAGGGGCCAAAUCCAGUCCGCCAGGUAAAUUUAUAAGGCCUGGAAGGGUUUCAAAUAACUGAUAAAGUUUCACUCGAGGGAAGAUUCAGGAAGAUUCAUAGAGCAUGUGUGCAGGCUCAAGUAGAUGGCGCUGUCUGCUCACCCAUUUCUGCUUUGAAUGAACUUCUUAAAAUGAGAGCAACACCUAUUAAAAACCUAUUAAAAGUCCCAGAGCCGGGUCAUGUCUGCACAGCCCUCAUGGUUUCAGCUGAACGACAAAAUACUCAUUUCUUCAGCUAUUUAAUUCGUUCCGAUGUGGACAAAAGCGCCGCAUUUGGAAGUUUGAAGUUUCAUGCGUGAAAUCAGCGGAGAUUGAUUGUCGCUGCGUUUGUAAUUGAAUCUCUGCGACGUCAUUGGUUAGAAACUCUCCCGUCCUUAAACAAAUCACAUUGAGUUUCAAAUGUAAUUUCAGCCACAAGUGCGGCCGGACUUUCCCCACAGGGGCUUUAUUUACACCUCCGCCAGCCCACGUCUGGAGAGGCAGCGCCAUUCAUCACCAGAGAUGGCGGCGCAAUGAGAUCACGGCCUCCGUCUCGCGCCGACACUUCACAAUCAGCUCUUAUUAGACCCUGAUUAUUUGCCAUCAGCGCCCUCUGUACUCGGACUGAAAGCGCCACAGUCCCGGGCCUGUGCUGCGGAGCGUGAUGGAGCCUCAUGGAUACAUUACUCCUGACGGAAAUCAAUGUCACCGUGAGAGGCUGGCGACUGAGCGAUGGAGGAAAUCUCAAUAUUCUCGCCUUUCUAUUUCCGUCUAUUACCGGCCUUUUUCAACUUGAGUGCCAGUUUGAGGAGUUCAUGUUUUAGCAGGAGUGGCAGCUGAGAUUCAUCAGCGCUGUGCUGUGAAGUUCAGCAGCAGCAGCACCAGGCCUCUGACCACCGGUCACCGUCGCAAUGCUACAAAGUUUUAAGACGUCAUUAUUUGCUUUUCUGCAGGUGCAUUGUUGUCUCUAGCAUGUGUCUCGUACCAAGCAAAGAGAGGUCAUGUCCUCCAGUCAGCCACAUUACAGUUAGCUAAUGUUGUUAAACUCCACUACAAGCGAACCUCCUCCAGCAGAACAGGUGGUGAUGCGACGUGUCCUCAGUUUCAGAGCUCAGUAGGUGGCGCUCUCACUUCAGAAAUAUUGUGAGGUUUCAUUGAAAUGGUUGAUAGAGUUAGUGAUGAGUAGAAGAGGUUUCAUGACACAGUAUUGAAGAGUAGAUUUCAUGAAUACAGUAUCCAGAUUUCAGAGGCCACCAGGUGGCGCUGUCUGCUGUAAAAUGUUUGGACAACUAAUUCAAUGAAACCUGACAGCAUCUCCAAACCAAGAGAGCCAUCUAGUGGUAGGUACUGUUUCAUGAUACCGCAUCUAUUUUUUAAAAAUUCGUAGUGAAACAAAUGAAAGGUUGAAGCUUCAUGAAGCACGAUGCUGUUCAGAGCUCACCGAGUGAGGUUCCCCCCUCUCUCUCUGAAAGUGAGCCAUGAAGCUUCAUGAUGCACCAAAGUGAUUCAUGGUGGAGAAAUGAAGUUUCACUACGGCCAAAAUCUUAGACUGGAGUGGACCAUCGAAAAGUACCAGCAACAGAGAGGAUGUGACGCUACAGCACUUGUGGUCACCAACUUUAUUAAAAAUGUUAGAAGCACAGUUGGAUGUUUGUCAGUAGCUGCUACUCUAUAUACACUUUACUUAUCUUUGAAGUUUGUGCUGUUGAACAAGAGUGUUUGUCAAAUCAUUUGUCACCAGCUCCACGACUCAAUUCCUCCUGUACAGUCGUCAACAUGAACUACAGAAAACAUUUUUAUUUGUGUUGUACAACAGCUGACAUUUUUCCAACCGUGAGUUUUCCAAAUAAA